Molecule: messenger RNA, 1832 nt
Organism: Pantherophis guttatus
Lineage: Eukaryota; Metazoa; Chordata; Lepidosauria; Squamata; Colubridae
Source: RefSeq, a predicted model, not a curated record
GGCUACCACAACUAUGAUAAAUAUCACUACAACAAAGAUGCCAUCCACCACAGGCACAACAAAGAUGCCAUCCACCCACAGGCACAACAAAGAUGCCAUCCACCACAGGCACAACAAAGAUGCCAUCCACCACAGGCACAACAAAGUUGCCAUCCACUACAGGCACAACAAAGUUGCCAUCCACCACAGGCACAACAAAGUUGCCAUCCACCACAGGCACAACAAAGUUGCCAUCCACCACAGGCACAACAAAGAUGCCAUCCACCACAAGCACAACAAAGAUGCCAUCCACCACAGGCACAACAAAGAUGCCAUCCACCACAGGCACAAGCACAACACAGCUUCCAACCACGACCACGAGGCAGCCAUCUACUACAACAAUGGAAAAAAUGGCUUCCACAGCAACCACAACAAAGCUGACAUCCACUACUGCUACUUUAAAGAUAUUACCCACCACAAUAAUGACAACAAAGUUGCCAUCCACCAGCACCAGCACCAGCACCACACUUCCAUCUACUACCACCCCCACAAAGCUGCCAUCCACUACAAGUACCACCACAAAGCUGCCACCAACCACAGCAACAACAAAACUGCCACCCACAACUACCACCAUCACCACCACAAACAAGCCAUCCACCACGAGUAGCACAAAACCAUCCUCUACCACAGCUACUGUGAAGCUGCCAUCUACUACUACAAAGCAGACUACUACAGAGCUUACAACCCAAGGAAAUAAAGAUAAAGGAACCACAAAGGAAAACCCAACUAAAAAGAAUACAGUAACACAAGUGAGUACAACUUCCAGCACCCUAUCUUCUACAACAAACAAAAUUACAUCAUAUUCCUCUACUUGGUCCACUAUUGUCAUACCUACAACACAAAGGCAAGUCGCCUCUUACUCCAGUCCAAGAGAUGCUACCAUUUCCACAACUAAAUCUCCAGAGAUGAUGUUCAACAAAACUACAGCAUAUGUUCCACCAGAAAAGAUUGCUGCAUCUCUAUGGUACAAAGAUGUACCAGAAGAGAUGAACUUGUGUAAUAAGAAGCCUGUAGAUGGGAUUGUCCCUCUACAAAACGGAUCACUUGCGGUAUUCAGAGGUCAUUACUACUGGCUGCUAAAUGGAACAAGCUCACCCUCCCCUCAACCUCGUAAAAUCUCUGAGGGAUGGCAUAUCCCUUCCCCCAUUGACACAGUGUUCUCCAGAUGUAACUGUGAUGGCAAAACCUUCUUUUUCAAGGGGCCCCAAUACUGGCGCUUCACCAAUGAUGUAAUGGACACUGGCUAUCCUAAGCUGAUUGUAAAAGGAUUUGGAGGACUGAAUGGGAAAAUUAUGGGAGCUCUUUCGGUGGCUCCGUACAGAAGCAGGCCAGAAUCUGUACAUUUUUUCAAAGAAGGUGGCAAUGUUCAACAAUAUGUCUACAAACAAAAACCAAAGAAGUGUAAGAAGAAAGUUGUAACUGUGAAUUAUCCAGUUUAUAAACCAAAGACUUUGGUUCUGAGGCAGAGGCGCUUUGGACGUGCAAUACAAUCUCGUCAGAUCUUCCGAACCAUCCGGAUAAGGCAGUACCCAGUCAUUCGGAUCACCCAUCAUUCGACAGGAGUACUGCAGCCAGAGGUUAAAAUUACCUCAUAUUGGAGAGGAUUUCCAAAAGAAUUUAAUUCUGCUAUUUCUGUUCCUAACGAGGAGAAUGGGGAUGGAUACGAUUACUAUGCAUUUGCUAAAGAUAACUACUACAGCUUGGAUGUGGGCAGCAGAAUAGCAAGACCAGUUACAGCGCAAACUGGGCAGACUGUGUCCAAUGCUUGGUACAAGUGUCCUGCAGAAUAACUU